Coccomyxa subellipsoidea C-169 is the source of this 2424-nucleotide messenger RNA. RefSeq lists its product as hypothetical. Gene Ontology annotation, molecular function: protein binding. The coding region runs from base 1 to 2424 and encodes 807 amino acids. The transcript has 16 exons. Lineage: Eukaryota; Viridiplantae; Chlorophyta; Trebouxiophyceae; Coccomyxaceae. The record is from RefSeq and is a predicted model, not a curated record.
AUGCUUAUUGGGCUGCCUUUGGUUCUGCCACUGCUAGCCCUUUACGCCAGCAGAAGACGUGAGAGCCUCAAAGUGGAGGCUGGCUUGAGAGAUGUUCGGGAGUCUUGGAGUGUGGUCUUUCAGCAAUUCGACCGACAUGAAGAGGAGAAGGUACAGAAGCUGCAAGAGGCAUUCCAGUUGUGGCGGGAGGACCUGCAGAAGCAGCUACCAUCUGGGAAGCUGAAGAAUAUUGAGAGCAAACUUGCUGCCCUGGAAGGCUCAAUCCUCAGCGCAGGGAGGAGCGCUCAGAGUGCAGCACGGAAUGUGGAGGUUGCCAGUAGCAGCAUGGCUGAAACCACUGCAAGGCAGAUGAAGGAGCUUGGCGCUCGCCUGGUCAAAGAUUUGCAGCAGGAUCUGCAGGCCAAGUCCGCCCCUUCACAGGGGCUGGAUGCCCUGGUGUCCCGGCUGGAGGGCAUUGAGAGCAGCUUGCAAGGCUUGGAAGAGGGCCAGGUGCAGGGCAUGCGGCGGCUGGCCCAGGGCAUCAUGAGCGCUGUGGAGGAGGCAGAGGCCUCGCUGCAGAGCACGAUGCAAUCGGAUGCGCGGCGCUCAUCGGACGCGCUGCAGCGGCUGCCGGCGCUUCUGGCGGCUGCGCUGCCAGUCACAGAUGUGACGCCCCUGCAAAAUGGUGCCGGCCGGGCGCAGCCCCCAGCAGUUGCUCAGAUCGCCCCUGUGGACCGGGCCUGGCUGCAGGGCGUGCUGGAGAAAUCCCUACAACUCGCUGCUGAAAGGGUGCUUGAGAAGCAGCAGGAGAGAGCUGGAACUGCUGUGCCUGCACUGCUGGCGGACGAGCAGUGGGAUGCCUUGGGCAAGCGCCUGAGGGGCAUUGAGCAGAGCGUGCAGGACUUGAUGGAGGGGAGCGGAGGUGAGGAUGUCCCUACCAGGGAAGAGGCCCUGGUGACAGAAAUGGCUGCAUUGCGCAACGAUGUGUCCACUGCACUUGACAGCAUCCGAGGCUCGACAGGGGAGGUCAAUCCAGAGGUUGCCCCUCUGCUGUCCUCCAUCAAUGACUCUCUUGAGGCCCUGCGCAGUCAGGUGGAGGUUCCACUAGCAGCAGCAGGGACUUCGGAUGAGCAGAGCAGAUCCUUGUCAGUUGCCCUGCAGCCCAUUCAAACAGCCCUUGCUGAGCUCCAGAUCUCCCAGGCCUCGCUGCAGCAAGCGCUGCACAGCACAGCUGACACCUCUUCUGGCACUUCUCCCUCAACAGUGUCAGUGGAGGAGGCUGCCAGGAGGGCAGCAAAGGAGGUUCUGAGAGAGUUCUCAGCUCAGACCCCUGAUGUAGCGGAGCUGCGCGAAACCAUCAGUGCCACUCUGGAAGCUGUCCGGAAGCUGGAAGCUGCCACCAUGGAGCGCAUCAGCACCCUGGCUGCCUCCAUGCAAACCCUCCCCACGAGCUCAUUAUCCGUAGGAGGCUUGGAAGGAGUGAUCUCACCUGGCGGCUCACUGAAUGCAGUGGCAGGACCAGAUGCACCCCCAAAGGGGUACAAGGGAAAUCCAUCCGACACCAGAGAAGAUGCAUUCCUACGUAUGCAGCUGCCCAAAAUCAAUGGCGUGAGCGCACAAGAACCAGUAGAUGGGGACAGGGACCCAUACUCCUCACCCAGGGAGGAGUACAGAGGAGCUGCAUCCAACGGCGCGUCACAGAGUGCUGAAGCAGAAUUGGGCGACACGGAAGAGCAGCUGGAGGCGCUGGUACAGGAGGGGAAGCAGCUGCUGCGCGAGGGGCGCCAGCUCACCAAGGCAGGCUACGACCUGGGCGGUGCUGACCUGGCCCUGCAGGACGCCAUGGCCUGCUUUGAGGAGGCUGCCCAGAUCGACACCGCCAGCAUCAAAGUGCAGGGCAACUGGGGGAAUGCGCUGAUGGCGUACGGGGUGUUGAAGAAGCGGUACCUGAGCGAGCUGCAGGAGUCGCCGCCGCCGCGGUCCUACGAGGAGAGCGCAGCCGCGCGCGCAGCCGAGGAGCAGCUUACAGGCGAGGCGGAGGCUGCGCUGGUGGCGGCUGGGCAGAAGUUCCGGGCGGUGGCGGAGCGCGACCAGGACGACACGCGCGCGCUCGGCAACUGGGGCCGCGCCCUCUGCGUACGCGCCGAACUCGCCCGCGACCCAGAGGUGGCAUGCGCGCUGUAUGAGGCGGCCGUGGCAAAAUUCGAGGCUGUGUUGGAGGUGGACCCCGGCAACAGGGCGGUGCUGCGAAACUGCGCAUUCGCGCUCUUUGACCUGGCUCGCCUGCAGCCGGAUCCCACCUCCCGGGCUGCGCGACAGUUGCUGGAGGAUGCUGCGCGAUAUAUGGAGGAUGUCCUGACCAUCAAUGGGGGCGAUGAGGAUGCAGCAAUCGCACUAGACCAGUGCAGGGAUGAACUUGAUCAAGUGCGCGCUGUGCGGCGCUGA